Messenger RNA from Entrophospora candida, 240 nucleotides. The record is from the annotation of a GenBank genome assembly. NCBI's taxonomy places the organism in Eukaryota, Fungi, Glomeromycota, Glomeromycetes, Entrophosporales, Entrophosporaceae.
CCAGUACAAGUUUUAGUACAACCUGGAUUUGAGGCAGCAGCGGCGGAGCAAUCCCAUCCAGUAAUAUCUUGGAGUGUGCAAGUACCAGUGGUGGAAAUGGAAGUAAUUGUACAAGGAAAGCAAGAGACAGGAGCACGCUUGUCCAAAGGAUUAGCAGGUGAAACUGCUACUGGAGACGCUGAAACAACGAAAAGAAAAAUUGAGAGGACCAAGAAGAGCUUGAGACCCAUUGGAUUCUAA